Xiphophorus maculatus (southern platyfish) is the source of this 3825-nucleotide messenger RNA. It is a transcript of the gene nmt2, whose product is annotated as N-myristoyltransferase 2. Gene Ontology annotation, molecular function: glycylpeptide N-tetradecanoyltransferase activity. Bases 91 to 1656 code for a protein of 521 amino acids. Gene Ontology annotation, cellular component: cytoplasm. Lineage: Eukaryota; Metazoa; Chordata; Actinopteri; Cyprinodontiformes; Poeciliidae. Gene Ontology annotation, biological process: N-terminal peptidyl-glycine N-myristoylation. The transcript is spliced from 11 exons. The record is from RefSeq and is a predicted model, not a curated record.
UUUAUUUUUUUUUCUCUCCCAUCUCUCGCCUCCUGUCAGUGAGCCUCUAAAAAAAAAAAACCGCUUGCUGGCAGUUUUUUAAGCAUCUUGAUGAUGGCGGAGGACAGUGAGUCCGCGGCAAGCCAGCAGAGCCUGGAGCUGGACGACCAGGAUACGUGUGGGAUAGACGGAGACAACGAAGAGGAGAAUGAGCAUCUGCAGGGCAGUCCGGGGGGAGAGCUGGGAGCGAAGCGGAAGAAGAAGAAGCAGAAGAGGAAAAAAGAGAAGCCCAGCUCGGGCUCUGGAGCCAAAUCUGACUCUGCUUCUGACUCUCAGGAUAUCAAGAACCCUGGCUUGCCCAUUCAGAAGCUCCAGGACAUCCAAAGAGCCAUGGAACUGCUGUCCUGCCAGGGUCCAGCAAAGAGUAUCGACGAGGCAACCAAGCACAAAUACCAGUUCUGGGACACCCAGCCUGUCCCAAAGUUAAAUGAAGUCGUGACGAGCCACGGUCCAAUUGAAGCUGACAAAGAAAACAUCAGACAGGAGCCAUAUUCUUUACCUCAAGGCUUUAUGUGGGACACUUUGGAUCUUAGUAAUGCAGAUGUAUUGAAAGAGUUGUACACGUUGUUAAAUGAAAACUAUGUGGAGGAUGAUGACAACAUGUUCAGAUUUGAUUAUUCACCAAACUUUCUCAAAUGGGCUCUGCGUCCACCUGGUUGGUUACCGCAGUGGCACUGUGGAGUACGAGUGUCCUCAAAUAAGAAGCUUGUUGGAUUCAUCAGUGCCAUCCCUGCAGACAUACGCGUCUAUGACACGACAAAGAAGAUGGUAGAAAUCAACUUCCUUUGUGUUCAUAAGAAGCUGCGCUCGAAGCGUGUUGCUCCUGUGCUGAUCCGAGAGAUAACACGGAGGGUGAACCUGGAGGGAAUAUUCCAGGCGGUGUAUACAGCCGGAGUUGUGCUCCCUAAACCCGUGUCUACAUGCAGGUACUGGCAUCGUUCGUUGAACCCGAGGAAACUCGUGGAAGUGAAAUUUUCCCAUCUUAGCAGAAACAUGACGUUGCAAAGAACCAUGAAGCUCUACAGGCUACCAGAUAGCACUAAGACUCGAGGCCUGCGGCUGAUGGAGAGACGUGACCUCCACCAGGUCACUGAGCUGUUGCAGAAAUACCUGAGACGUUUCCACCUCGCACCGUCCAUGGGAGAAGAAGAGGUUGCUCACUGGUUCCUACCACAGGAAAACAUAAUUGACACUUACGUUGUAGAGGUCUGUACAUCUACUUCCUGUCCUCAAGCUAACAACUCUUUUUGUUGUUGUUCUUAUAAAAAGACGAGCUUUUCUCUCUUUCAGACUGCAGGUGGCGUACUGACAGACUUCACUAGUUUCUACACUUUACCCUCAACUGUGAUGCACCACCCUCUACAUAGGAGCCUGAAGGCAGCUUACUCAUUCUACAGUGUUCAUACUGUAACGCCACUACUGGACUUAAUGAAUGAUGCACUGAUCCUGGCAAAAAUGAAAGGUUUUGAUGUUUUCAAUGCCUUGGAUCUGAUGGAGAAUAAGGUGUUUCUGGAGAAGCUGAAGUUCGGCAUAGGAGAUGGAAAUCUGCAGUAUUACCUCUACAAUUGGAAAUGUCCCCCUAUGGAUCCUGAUAAGGUCGGUCUCGUCCUUCAGUAGCGGCUCGUUUCACUGCUGCUCCACAAACAAGCGUCGUUACCUUCGGCUUCUGGAUUCUCCUCACUUGGACCUGCGGGUCGCCCGAGCUCAACAGUGACAUCUUCCACAAGUCACCCAACCUCGUGACCGGGCGGUGGUCUCAUUAAGAACUCCUGCAGUCCACCGGGAGGUGAAAACUCUUCAGUCAUCAUCCUGAAUGUGAAGUCAUGCUAUGCCUGAGAUAUCCUUACAGUUACAGUGCUGUUGACAUGCGCUCCCGCUCCUAAAACACGACGCUCGGACGUUCCAGAGGAUGCCUUGGCAUUGUGAAUUUUGCUUCUAUUUCUUCAUUCUCUACAGACAUUGUCAGCAGGGGGCUGGUAUGACAUACCUGUUCAUAUAGCUACAGUAUGUAAGUGAUGAUCAACGAGGCAGUUACCUUUUAACAUGUUUAUUCUCUCCAGUCUGCCAUCGUGCCGCUGCACCAUUUAUUGUUUCCCUCUGUUUUCAUACCACUGUGGUCAGUCAUGUGGCUGUUUUAGGCCUAUGUAGGAUUAGAAACUGUAAAAAAGUGUUUCAGACUCCUACCGAAACACUUUUUCUUCAGUAAAUAUAUGUAACAAAGGAAAUCUCGUACAAGACAACACAAGAACUGUAACAUGUAGUUUACAUUGAAAACAAAACCACAUUUAUUCCUGUAGUUUGAGUUGCAGGUUUGUGAGGGCUGAUCUAAAACCUUCUUCUUCUUCUUCUUAAGUUGUGUAGAAGUCGGUGGCUUUUUAAUGACGAAUGUACAGCAUUGAUGAAGCACAAUUUUACAAACAAAUCAAAUGGUUUGCUUAUUAAGAUCUUAAACGUUUGGUAUUGACAAAUGGUGGGAACUGUUUUACGUUAUAAGGCUGACGUUUUGUAAUUUAACAUUAAACCCAUAUAUGUGGUAGCAUUUACUGUUGCACUCCAUCAUUGUUGUUUUUGGUACACUUUCCAGUUAGCGGCAGCUCUAAGAGGCAAUAUAUUUCAUUUUCAUUGGGAUUUUUGUACAAAUUAAACUGAAAAAUGGCUUAUUGGCUUCAAAAUGGAAUAGUCAAGCAACCACGGUCUCAUGUUUUUAGUUUAGCCAUUGCCACUUGCAAAAAAACUCAGCAGAGAAAUUCUCUGGUGCAGAUAAGCUACUAUAAAGUGGCCAAUGGUUCAGAAGUGCAAUAGAUAUCCAUAUGUCAAAACAUUUAAAGCCAACCACUGGAUGAUCUGAACCUGGGUUAUAAAUUCAAACUUUAAUUAAUCAAGAAGUCGGAGGAAACAUUUAAUACAUUUCUGUAAGUUCAUCACACAUUUUUCUUGGUUUUCUGAAAUCCUUUUUCUUUUCUUUCAGACAUUAAAAUAUGUAGUGGGUCAUUUUGUUUUAGUGUGAUGUGCAGCUAAAUGUAUAGAAGUUGUGAUAUUUGUUAAUGUAAAACAUCAACUUCAACUCUCCCUUUACUACUUUUUUGAGGGCAUUUAGCAGUUCUGUGUGCUUCAAUGAGCAAAGGUUUUGACCGACCACUUGUUCUAAGCUGGAGUCUCUGUUUUUGUUUUACAUUCUUUUUGGUGGUUUAAUGUUUGUGAUUCUGCAAAAUGCAAGACAAACAGGCAGCAUCUGCUAUUUUUUUGUUUGUUUUAAUUACUAUUCUGUUUUUAAUUGCUCAUUUUGUAUUUGUUUUUCUCACAUUCCAUAAAGAUCGGCCAGAACAAAAAGCAUUGGUCAGUAAAAGCUCUGAGUCCAACUCACAAGGAGAUGCUACAGUCAUUAAUUUAACUCUGAAAACCAGUUUCUGCAUUGACAGCGUGCCUCGUGUUGCCUGCAGCGGCUCAGAUCAACUGUCUGUCGGUUCUGCUCCCAUGUUGACUCCAGCAUUGAUGGUUUACAGCCACAAACUUCAGUGGCUGAGACAACCGCCUUGUUUUUUGUUUUGUUUUUUUUUCUUUAGGAGAUCUGCAAGGUCGGGCGAUGAGUGUAUGUCUGAAUUAACAUCCAGUCAAACUGAAGAACAAUGUUUUUAAUUUAGAGCCAUUGUAAACUGUGAAACAGCUGAAGAACCUGUACCAGCAUCAUUUAGGCAUAAACCCAGUGCGAAUACCAGUCUGUUACAACACAUCAGCUAUACCAGCAUGGAUAUUUGAUUGAAUAAACUCUUAAAUUUGAAAAAGGAA